Dinoponera quadriceps is the source of this 3361-nucleotide messenger RNA. Its product is annotated as OTU domain-containing protein 7B-like. The transcript is spliced from 10 exons. Bases 983 to 2629 code for a protein of 548 amino acids. NCBI's taxonomy places the organism in Eukaryota, Metazoa, Arthropoda, Insecta, Hymenoptera, Formicidae. Gene Ontology annotation, molecular function: zinc ion binding; DNA binding; K63-linked polyubiquitin modification-dependent protein binding. The record is from RefSeq and is a predicted model, not a curated record. Gene Ontology annotation, biological process: protein K11-linked deubiquitination; protein deubiquitination involved in ubiquitin-dependent protein catabolic process; protein K48-linked deubiquitination. Gene Ontology annotation, cellular component: nucleus; cytoplasm.
UUUCCGCCCGAUUGGAAAAUACCGAAAAGACGAUCGACGUUUCGACGAGAAGGGAGACGAACGCCGACUCAUCGUCGUCGAGUACGUACGAAUAUCGUUAAUUCUUACGACAGUUGGUUCAGUUUAAAAACAGUCUAAAAAUACAGAUUUUGAGUCACUAACGUGAGUCAUCGUUCGGAUCGCUCGUUAUCGCUUAUCAGUCAUCGUCGUCGGAAACCAGAUACCAUCGUCGCGCGUAACGCUCUCUUCUCUCACGCGAGACGGUCUUAUCUGCUUCGUGGUAACGUUUCUGCUGUUAUAUUUCUCUUCCCUCGCCUUCCUCGUCACGGAAACGUCGGAAGCUCGCGCGAAGCGUGACACAGCGCGGAGAGCGCGCGUUCGUCACGCGCGCCGAACAUGUGACCCGUUUAAAGUUUCACCGUGCGUGCGCGCCCGUCCGUCCGAGCGGGCGAGUGAGCCACCAACCAGCCGGCCGACCGCCGCAGUCGCGCAGUCCCGAGGUGCACUUCGAGCCUCCUACCAUUGGCUGUGAGGCCGCAACGGCUCUGUAGGUUAUGUCGCUGUGUUUACAUCGUACGCGGGUCUCGGAUUGAUCCGCAUUUAUCUCACGUCGCACGCGCUCACGGUGUCCGUCGUCGACGGGCUCGAACGGCUCGGCUGGGCGAAAUAUGAGAAGGAUAUACCCGGGACGCGCGAUCGAGACGUCGAAGACGACGACUGGAACGGAUCUGCGACCGGAUUACUCCGUCGCGUUCGCGAGCUAAUUCGAUUACGAUCCAAGGUGGAAAUACCAACUGCGACGCACAUCGUCGACAUCGUUGCGCUCGAAAUCUGUCAGGCGUGUUUUUCAAAGGGAGGGGGACUUUCCGAACGGCCGGCGAAAUUGCAUCACCCCGAGGGUCUAAUUAAUUUUAAUCAGCCUCCCGUGACUCAUCGAGCCAAUUUUGAUACUUUCAUUGCCACGGCAGGACACGGCGGUGUUAUGAACGUUGGCCUAUCCAUGUACGAUGGCCUGGAGAACGACAGUGCUCCUGACAAUGGCUUGGAAACCAAUGGGAGUACUACGAAGAAACUGGCCAGAGGUAUUUCCCGUGCGACGGAAAACGCAGCGAUCGUCUCCUACGCUCGCUCGCAACUCGCAUCCGGAGGAGUGGACACGCCGGAAUACACAUUCUCAUUGCCGGACUUGUCUGUCUAUCCAGAUUCAUUCCGGAAUUUCCUUGAGAAGGAUCUGAUCGAGAACGGAUGUCUGACUUCCCUGGAGGCCGCGGGCCGUCUGAACUGGUGGUACAAGAACGGAAGCACCAGGAUCCUCUGGCCGCUGGCGACAUCCGGGGACGGCAACUGUUUGCUUCACGCCGCCUCGUUGGGCAUGUGGGGUUUCCACGAUCGACUGCUCACGCUAAGAGAGGCGCUGCACAACACCUUAACGAGAGGAGAGUACAGACACGCUCUCUUCAGACGGUGGAAGUGGCGACAGACGGGCUUGAAUGCAGCAGCCGGAUUGUCGUACACGGACUCGGAGUGGUUGUCAGAGUGGCGGAGUAUAGUGGACAUGGCCUCCCCCACGAUCAGAAACCAAACCGCCACCUCUUAUCAGAGUCUCGAAGAGAUACACAUCUUAACCCUGGCUCACGCCUUGAGGAGGCCUAUAAUAGUCAUAGCGGAGACCAUGCUGAAGGAUGCCGAGGGGGUGGCCCUGGCGCCGAUUCCGUUCGGCGGGGUGUACCUGCCGUUGGAGGUGCCGCCUUCCCGUUGUCACCGGACGCCUUUGCUCCUGGCUUAUCACUCCGCUCACUUUUCCCCUCUCGUGACGGUGGACGGCUGCAACGAUUACGGCAGCGCCUGCGGCGAAGGAGUCAGCAUACCGUUGGUGGACCCGGACACGGGCAAGCUGCUGCCGGUCUUGUUCGCCGUGGAUCCGGGCCCCGAUUGGGACUGGGUGGACGGCUCGCGAGAGUUGUUGUCUUGUCAGCAAGAUAUCAUGGAGCUUUUGUUACGAGAGUAUCUCGACUGUGAAUAUCAGAGCUUCAUAACCGAAGAUAUGGACAGAUUCGGCGACACGGACGGCUCCCUGUCGAAGACGGCGAAGCAGCUGUUGCAACAGGUCGGCUCGCUCGGCAGGUCCGUCAGCAGGAAACUCGGACUUAACGUGACGAAGAGACCAAAGAGCCCGCCCGUUGCGGGCGGCGGCGUUUCCACCGAGGGCCUGUUGUGCGUGAGGAUAAAGAGCAGGCGGCAUCAGUUUGUCGAUCAGAUGCUGCAGAAUUAUCUUCAGUACGCCCAUUCGAGGUACCUGCAGGAUCACCAGGUGGACGACACCGGCAGCGAGCUCAACUACGGCGCCGGGAAGUCCAAGUUUUACGCUGCCAGCGAUCGCGGUAGUCACGCGAGCGUCAGCAAAUUGCUGCCUACGAAUCCGAAUAACAAAGACCAUACGCUUUAUCUUUCAAGAUCUACGUUUUACAAGGAUCAAGCGACAAACGAUGCGGGACCAGAGAUUUGGAGUAACAGUGACGAUUCGAAGGACACCGUGAAGAAGUGUCGCAAUGAGAACUGCCAGUACUUUGGGAUUCUGGAAAAUCACUAUUACUGCUCGAAAUGCUGGGCUGAUCGGUGUAAAGGUUAAACGGCCGUCCUUAAUCACACGUGACAAUAAUCUCGGUUUAAUACUAUGCUCGACUAAACUACUAAAUAAUUGGUAGACAUUGCGCGCGCUAGUCGUAUAAGAUGAAGCUUAUGGACAGGUGAUAUCCCACCAACAUAUCAUGCUUUUUUCUAAUUUCGUUUCUUCUUCUCCUCGUGUUCUCGUUAUUAUCGCGAAGUAUUUAUUAUUGUAUUGUUCGUUACCUAUUUAUUAACAUUUGUCAUCUAAUUUGUCAUCUGAGAAAACAACAUAUCAGAUACACAGGGUUCGACUAAACGACACAUGUGUUGACUCUGACGUGCUCGCAAUGCACGUUUCAUCGUUCCGAAGUGACUUAAAAAAAAAAACUGAUCUUUUUUUUUCCUUAUCCUUUCAACUCGUGCAUACUCAGGGAACGAAUGUAAUUUUUUAUAUUUUGUUUCAAACGAACGGUUUAAUUUUGCGCAAUUUCAACGUAUAUACACGUGCCUUCUGUCAUAUAUGCGCGAAACAAAAAACAAUAAUACUCUCCCUUAAUACCGCCGUGAUCAAGAUCUUCACCACUCAUAACUACCUCCUUUCCGAAUGUAAUGCUCAGUAUGUAAUUGUUAGCGCUUUACAGUUCGUUGUGGAAUCCUGCAAGACGAUAUGGCAAACAUUACGUUUAUAAUCUCAUUAUCUCGUGCAAUUGAUGUGUAUGACAAAGUUGUGUGAAGAAUAAACCAUAUUUUUCUA